This is a messenger RNA of Teleopsis dalmanni, 1750 nucleotides long. Its product is annotated as gram-negative bacteria-binding protein 1-like. The transcript is spliced from 5 exons. The record is from RefSeq and is a predicted model, not a curated record. The coding region runs from base 73 to 1668 and encodes 531 amino acids. Gene Ontology annotation, molecular function: hydrolase activity, hydrolyzing O-glycosyl compounds; carbohydrate binding. Lineage: Eukaryota; Metazoa; Arthropoda; Insecta; Diptera; Diopsidae. Gene Ontology annotation, biological process: carbohydrate metabolic process.
GUAAGUAACUGUGUGGGGGUCGCUCGUCUAACAUAAAAUUUUUUAGUUUUAUGAGUUUUUAAAAUAAAAAAUAUGUACAGAUAUUUUUUUGUGUUUGUGUUGUUUACAAGCCAAUUUUGGAGUUUUUUUGCAUAUCAAAUACCCUCACCUAAAUUGGAACUGCUUGAGCAGGGAUUUCGUGUAUCAAUUCCAGAUGUGGCUGGAGUGGAAAACGUUGCCUUCAAUAUUAAACUGAAUCAGCCGUUCAAGCGAUUUGAAGAAGGCCAAUACAGUGAAAGGGUACUCGCACCAACCAAUAACCGUUGGGCAUACGAAAACCAAAGAAACCUACAAGAUGAUGAUGUGGUUUAUUUAUGGAUCAAUGUGCAACAUAACAAAAUGGUAUAUCGGACGACUUCUAACCCAAUUUUUGUAAAAUCUAUUAGAGGCAAUGUCAUUCCACCAAAACGUCAAAACACAAGCGAAACUAAUAAGCAAGGUAAGGAAGAGGUUACGGAUGAUAAUGAAGAAAAAAAAUCCAAUGAAAAUACUAGCGAUACUAAUAAUACAAACGAAAACCCAAAUAUUGAUUUAAAGAAAGAAGAAGAGAGGAAUACAAACACUACUAAUCCGGAUAUAGAAAUCAAAAAUAAAAACGACAACUGCUUACCUUCCAUUACCACAUAUGGAAAACGACAAGCUUGCAAAGAUCAAUUAAUUUUUGAAGACAGUUUUGAUGGCGUUAAACUGAAUUCACAGUUGUGGAAGCAGGAAGUGCGUAUUGCACAAGAUGUGCUUGACUACGAAUUUACACUCUAUGAUACCAACGUUCGUAUUAAAGAUGGACAAGUAGAAAUAAUUCCUCUCUUAUGGAAUAACGACAAGCCAGGAACUAACAUACAACAUGGGCGUUUAAACCUGGGCGACAGAUGUACUGGCUAUAAAAAUUCCGAACUGGAGUGCAAGCGUGUUGCACAUGGCAUCGCUGCAACCGUGUUACCACCUGUAAUUUCUGCACGUAUGAAUACUAGGCAAUCCUUUAGUUUUAUGUAUGGAAGAGUUGAAAUACGCGCCAAACUGCCGCAAGGAGAUUGGCUACUGCCGUUGUUGCUUUUGGAACCUUUAGAAAAUUUCUACGGGCACGACAACUAUCAGUCGGGACAAAUUCGCAUUGCUUUUGCUAGAGGAAAUGAGAAUUUGAUGUCACGAAAUGAUGAUGUCAUUGAUGGUCGCCGACUCUAUGGGGGCGGAAUUGUAACUCCAAAUACACUAUUCCGGGAAAAAACUUUAAGAAGCACAUAUCGCGAUGUGCACUUCGGUGAAGAAUUCCAUAACUAUACAAUGAUUUGGAAUAAGCAGAAUUUCAAAUUUUUCAUUGAUGGUGAAGAAUAUGGAGUAGUUGAAGGAAAUUUCGCAGAGACUUAUGCAAAAGACUUGGGUUACUCCAGUGCAUGGAAAAGCGGUGAUUCGAUGGCACCUUUUGAUAAAGAGUUUUAUAUAACCAUUGGUCUAGCUGCCGGUGGACAUAUUGAUUUUCCAGAGGGCUGCAUAUCUUAUUACCGACCAAAACCAUGGGAAAAUUUAUCGCCAAGUGGGGCACUGAAAUUCUGGGAAGAUCGUGACAAUUGGAAACCAACUUGGAAAAAUUCAAAACUCCUCGUGGACUAUGUACGAGUCUAUGCCAUUUAAACCUAACUAAGUAACUUCAGUGAUAAUAUUAAAGUCUGCGCUAUAAGCGAUUUUUUAUUUAAUAAAUUUAUAUAAAUGUUAA